ACUGUGCAUCUCCAUCCUCCUCUUGCAUUCCACCGGGAGCCCCGCUUCAGCUGCUCUGUGUUGAUUCCAUUUCAUUUUCUCCCUUGGCUAUGAUACAGACAGGAGGAAAAGUCUUUUCUCCCCCAGCGCAGAGUUUUCGAAGCAUUACCUUGCUAUGCCCGGUGUCCUGGAAAAGCCAGAUGACAAUGAUGACGCAGGUGGAGUGAAGGCCCGAGGAGCUCAGUAGCUCCUGCUGGCUCCUCUGGCUUCUGAAAUUGGCUCCCAGGACAUGGAAUGAGCGUGCACACUGCCGUCUCCUCCUCCUCUUAUCUGCGUAGCAGAGAUCGGUUCUCAGCUGGCCGGGGGCAAUGUCAUUGAUACAGCUGGUGUCAUUGUUACCUUCCACGAACAGAUCACUCGACACCUACCGGCCCAGGCAGAGCUGGACCUGGGCAUUGCAGGCCUGGGCCCUCCCCAUUGUCCCAGAACCUCAAGUGAGGCCUUGAUGGAUGCAGGUGUUGCUGGGAUGCGGUGCUUGGUGACCCAACAGAAGGACUGAAUUUCGACUGGCGGCUGCUUUUCCCUGGAAGGUCUUGGCUGCCUGUUUGGCGCCUGCUGCCUGGUGUCUUUCGCUAUCCUGGGGCAGAGGAGAUGAAUUUACCCCCGGCUGGCUGCUGAGGCAGAGUGAUAUUGUUGCCCAGAGCAGGGGCACUGGGAGCGGCCCUGGAGUGAGUAGCAGCGGGAGGGGCAUCCUGCCUGGCGCAGCCUCCUGGGCUGGCGGCCGCCUGCGCGGUGCCUCGCAGGUGGCAUCAUGCUGCAGCAGAUCCUGCACGACAUGUACAUCGACCCCGAGCUGCUGGCCGAGCUCAGUGACGUGCAGAAGCACAUCCUCUUCUACAAGAUGCGAGAGGAGCAGCUGAGACGCUGGAGGGAGCGAGAAGCCGCGGAGGCCCUGGCCCAGGCCGAGGGCCUCAGGCCUCCUCAGGGCAAGCGAGCAGCCAGCGGCAAGCACAUCCAGUGGCUCCUGGGCGCUGAUGGCGAGGUCUGGGUCUGGAUCAUGGGAGAAGGCCCCGGCGACAAGCCCUAUGAAGACAUCUCUGAGGAGCUGAUUGCCGAGAGGGCGAGGCUGCAGGCCCAGAGGGAGGCUGAGGAGCUCUGGAGACAGAAGGAGGCAGAGAUCACCAAGAAGUUCCGGGAUGCUCUGGCCAAUGAGAAAGCCCGGAUCCUGGCGGAGAAGUGGAAAGUGGAGAUGGAAGACCGCAAGGCUGCCAAAGUCCUGGAGGAGCGCAUCCACGAGGAGUUCAAGAGGAAGGAGGAAGAGGAGAGGAAGCGAGGAGAAGAGCAGAUUCGCCUCCAGGAAGAGCAGAGGGCGAAGGAGCUCUACUGGACCCUGAAGCAGGCCCAGCUGCAUUGCCACCCCAGCGAGAAGGAGGAGCGCGAGUGGGAAGAGCAGUUGCGCAGGUCCAAGGCGGCAGAUGAAGAGAGGAGCCGCCGAGCCCAGCGUGCCCGGGACGAGUACCGACGCCACUCGCUCCGUGCCAUCCAGAAGGGCACCGUCGCUGGCCUCAGUUCCAUGUUCCAGGAGCUAGGCCAGAGCCACGAGCAGGAAGCCAGACUCUACGACCACCUCCCGGGCCCGGGCCCGCCUCUGUCGCUUGCUAUGCCUGUCCGAACUUGGGAGCGUCCACUGCGUCCUGUCUCCACGGAGAUCAUCGUCCGCUGGUUUAAGGAGGAGCAGCUGCCUCGCCGCGCUGGCUUCGAGAGAAACACCAAAUGCAUCGCCCCCUGGUUUCAUGGAAUCAUCAGCCGAGAAGAUGCGGAAGAUCUCCUGGAGAACAUGGCCGAGGGAGCGUUUCUGGUCAGGGUCAGUGAGAAGAUCUGGGGUUACACCCUCUCCUACCGCCUGCAGAAAGGGUUCAAGCACUUCCUUGUGGAUGCCUCUGGGGAUUUCUACAGCUUCCUGGGAGUGGACCCGAACCGCCACGCGACGCUCACGGAUCUCAUUGAUUUCCACAAGGAGGAGAUUAUCACUGUUUCAGGGGGAGAGUUGCUGCAGGAACCCUGUGGACAGAGGGACAGCCCACCAGACUAUCAUCUGUUAUUUGAAUGAUUUUUUUUUAACUUUAUCAAUUGGAUCCCUUUGGGCAUCCUUUUCUUUUCUUUUUUUUUUUUUUUAACUCAGCUUAAGAACUUAAGAACUUACCAGCUUGAUUCCUUAUGAUUCUGGAAGAUGCAGCACCCUCCAGAGGAACAAGCAGAUUUUUAUGACUCAAGGGAUAAGAAAUAUAUGGCAUAUGUGCUACUGACCCCUGCCCAGUGGUCAGGAGAGAAAUUGCUAAUAGUUGAUGCAACUCUUUCAUCAAGAGUUUAGCUAUGACCUCAUAUGACAAACUCUGUCAAGGCUAUCCUAAACUGAGUUCUUAGACUGCAUUGAUCAUAUUUUAAUAACCCCAAAAUUAUUCCAGUGCCGAACCCUACACGUAACAAAAUGUGUGUUGAAUGAAUGCACUUCGGAAAGUCUCUCAGCAUUAAUCAACAAUGGUUUCUAGUAAGUUAUUUCCUGCUUCUCACUUUUUAGAAGUCAUAGUGAUAACAAAAGAAAGAUUUGCGAAGGGUUUAAGUGGAGGACUGCGAUACUGAGUCUUUCAUGACGCUCAUUAUCAUUUACGUUGGAAUUCAGCCUUCUGAGUCCCAGCAUCUACGGCAGGUGAUUAAUGCUGCUCUGCUUUCCUUAUUUAACCCCUUCUUCUCCCCUCCUCUAACUUUGAAUCAUAUCUUGGCCCUGGUUUUGUAAUAGUGAGGCAGUGAUUCAUGUAUUCCUAUGGAUGUGUCCGAGACCUGGGUGAAUUAUAAAUCCGAGAAUGGUUCUAGAUGUCUGGCAAGGCCUCUGUUGCCUAGGAGUUGGCUCUCUUUGUACAGGUUACUCCAGCGACAAGCUCUGUCCUCACUGUCCUUUUGAUUUUGAGUCUACUGUCCACUUCAUCUGAUUAUGUUCUUCAUAGUAACAAAAUGACUUCCCUAAUAACUCCUCAAUCAAUAACUCUCAGGAUGGUGACUGUAUGUGCACACCGUGUUCCACCUUUAUAGCCAUACACACAGAGGCAGCAUAUUGUGAUAAGAAGAUUACAGGCUUUGGAAGACUUGGGUUCAAAUCCCCACCCUGGAAUUUCCUAGCAUUUAAUGCUUAUAGUGUUGUCCUGGUGAGAGUAAAAGGAUGGAUGGACUCUGAGGAUAUCAAGGAACUGGUUUGCCUGACUUGAUGAUCCACCCAGCUUCCACCACUAUAACCAGUUUUGCUCUGCUCUUCCUUACUGCAAUGCUUAGCAUCAUGUGAGCAUAAGUACACAUGGUGCCCUGGGCCUCUCUUUCCCUAUUGGUGCAGAGGCCCAAGACAAGAGGGGCUGGGAAGUUAAGGCCCUACAUGGUGGACCUCAGAUCAAUGGGAGACUGAGACUGGUUGGUCAGUUCAUCUCCCUUCUCCCUCCUGGAAGGUCAGUUCUGAGAGGCAGCUCUUCAUAGGGCCUCUUAGAAGAUGGCCUUGUAAGACAGAGCAACCAGUUAUGAUGAAACCCAGCAGUGGCCGGACUGCUAUGACGCUUCCCUGUUUGUUCUUUCUCCUUCCCUGCUGCCUACCCAUCCUGCCCCUUUCCUGUUCCUCUAGGGUUGCGCUCCUCAAUCAAGUAGCACUGUGCUUUGUCCGUGGUCUCUGCCUUCUGGGGAAGCAAGGGUAAGGACCCCUCCUACAAAUGUGUUCAACAAUAGCAGUUUGCAGGUCAGUGCUGAGGCUUCCCCCCUGUCUGCCUGUCUCACUGAAUGGAUGAAAUGAAGAGGUGGAGGGUACUUAUUUCUGGAAUCUUAAAGUGUUUUAAAGCCAUACCCAAUCAGUAUGAAAAUAAUCUGGUUUUUAUUGGGGAUUCAGAAGAACCGAGCUUUAGUCUUGGCUCUACUACUUACCAACUAUGUGGCUUUGUUUAAGUCAUUUGCCCUUACUAAACCUCAGUACAACUGAGAGGAGGAUUUUUUUGUAUGAACAUGGUUAGGUUUUUGGGCAGGCCAGUUAAAUCGGCAUUAUGAAAACUCUGUCCAAAUGAAAGGAAUUGCUAGCCACAACCACAAAUGCAGCAAAACUUUGUCAGGGAGUCGGAUGUGAUGAUUUUCAGGGUGUUGGAAGGAAUUUCAAGCAGCAGCUUUGAAAGCAGACCAGGUCCGUUGAGAAUCUGAAUCCCUGGGCUGUUGUUCCUGUCACCCACUAAUUAAUACGUGAGAGCCAGCAGCUCAGUUCUCCAUCCCUAACACAUUCAUUUCAUUUUAUUUGGGGCCAGCACUUUCUGCAUGUCUCAUAUAUUUUAGGUUUUA
Messenger RNA from Lepus europaeus (European hare), 4335 nucleotides. It is a transcript of the gene SH2D4B, whose product is annotated as SH2 domain containing 4B. Gene Ontology annotation, cellular component: cytoplasm. The transcript is spliced from 9 exons. The record is from RefSeq and is a predicted model, not a curated record. The coding region runs from base 791 to 2089 and encodes 432 amino acids. Lineage: Eukaryota; Metazoa; Chordata; Mammalia; Lagomorpha; Leporidae.